Molecule: messenger RNA, 1425 nt
Organism: Cantharellus anzutake
Lineage: Eukaryota; Fungi; Basidiomycota; Agaricomycetes; Cantharellales; Hydnaceae
Product: cytochrome P450
Exons: 7
Molecular function (GO): heme binding; oxidoreductase activity, acting on paired donors, with incorporation or reduction of molecular oxygen; iron ion binding
Source: RefSeq, a predicted model, not a curated record
UUGGGUGUGUAUGUUGUGUACAAUUGGUGUCUUCACCCACUCUCUUCCGUGCCCGGCCCUUUGGUUGCCCGCCUGGGCUUCCCGUUCUGGUUUUCAUGGCAAGCAUGGAAACGUAAUUGUGGUCCCGCGUUGAAAGCUCUUCACGAUCUUUAUGGUGAUACUGUGAGGGUAGGUCCGAACUCAGUUAGCACCAUUGAUCUCGAUGCCGUGCGCACCAUCUAUGCGCAUGGAAGCCAAUAUAAAAAGUCGAAUAUCUACUCUGCUUAUCGUAAGCAGGGCCCAGUGCCCAAUAUCUUCUCUCAAAGAGAUGUCAGCAUACACAACGAGCAAAGGAGGGAGCUUGCACCAGUCUUCAACAAGGCCUCCAUCGUUAAAUUAGAGGAAUACAUUGAGCCAUGCAUUACCAUGCUGACCGAUCAGCUGGAUCGUAUACUUCAACAAACGCCAAGGCCUACCUCUCCGGUAAACUUGUCUUCGUGGCUUCACUUCUUCACAAUGGAUGCUAUUGGAGAAAUUGCGUUUGGACAGGAUUUCUCGCUUUUACGUGACGGAACGGACACCAACGGUCUCCUGGCGGGUACCGCCACAGGACUGCGUCUGACUUCAAUUGCUUCGACUCUCCCAUGGCCAUACCCCUUCUCGUCAAUGCCCAAGUCAUUGCUAUUCAUGCUAAUGAGUCUCUUCGCCAAACACUCAUCGCUGGUGGUGUUCAAGAAAAGCGCAGAAAUCGUCUACAAGAGAUACAAUCCUGCACAGAAUAUCACUCAUCGAAAAGAGGAAGUCAGGGAAGACAUGAUUGGCCAAUUCAUGAAGCUCAGGUACAAGUCUACAGGCGAGAAAUGGUCGAGAGAUCAUGUCCAAAUCGAGACCCUUAAUCUCAUGGCAGCAGGGCCGGACUCUACAGCUGCCGCUCUCUCGGUGUUUUUCCACAACAUACUGACAAGUCCGAGAGUUUACGACCAGCUACAAGCCGAAAUUGACACGGCGGUGGAGGAUGGUCUUCAGUUUCCGGUGACGUAUGCACAAGCAAGUAAAUUGGAAUACCUCCAAGCAUGCGUGAAGGAAUCUCUUCGAGUUCUUCCCAUCACUGGAAUGAUCCUGGAUCGGGUCGUACCUGAAGCCUCGGAUGGGCUGAUUGUCAAAAUCGGGAAGUCUUCAUAUGACUCGCCAUCAGAGCGGAUGGUCCGCCUUCCUGAAGGCAUCAAUGUAGGGGCUUGCCCUUUCGUUUUCCAGAGGUCAAAGAGUAUAUUUGGCGAGGAUGCGGAGGUAUUCCGCCCGGAAAGAUGGCUGGAGGCAAGCCCGGAGGAGCUGACGGCAUUAGAAAGAUGGAUCAUCACUUGGGGAUUGGGCUCCAGGACUUGUUUAGGAAAAGGCAUCGCCGAGAUGGCGAUUUCCAAGGUUUUGCCGACACUCUUAUGGCGCUAC